AGCGGAACCCGCGCGUCCCCGCCCGCCCGGCCGUCAGCUGAUGGGCCGCUCGCCGCGGAGGCCGCAGCCGCCGCUGCCGCGCGAACAUGGCGGCCGAGAUCCACUCCAGGCCACAGAGCAGCCGCCCGGUGCUGCUGAGCAAGAUCGAGGGGCACCAGGACGCUGUCACGGCCGCGCAGCUUAUCCCCAAGGAGGACGGCGUGAUCACUGCCAGCGAGGACAGAACUAUCCGAGUAUGGCUGAAAAGAGACAGCGGUCAGUACUGGCCCAGCAUUUACCACACGAUGGCUUCUCCUUGCUCUGCUAUGGCUUACCAUCAUGAUAGCAGACGGAUAUUUGUGGGCCAGGAUAACGGAGCCGUGAUGGAAUUUCAUAUUUCUGAAGAUUUUAAUAAAAUGAACUUUAUCAAGACCUACCCAGCUCAUCAGAACCGGGUGUCUGCGAUUAUCUUCAGCCUGGCUGCGGAGUGGGUGAUCAGCACUGGCCACGACAAGUGUGUCAGCUGGAUGUGCACCCGCAGUGGAAACAUGCUCGGGAAGCACUUCUUCACUUCCUGGGCUUCGUGUUUACAAUACGAUUUUGAUACUCAGUAUGCUUUUGUUGGUGACUAUUCUGGACAGAUCACCUUGCUGAAGCUCGAACAGAACACCUGUUCCGUUAUUACAACCCUUAAAGGACAUGAAGGUGGCAUCGCCUGCCUCUGGUGGGAGCCCAUCCAGCGGUUGCUCUUCUCAGGAGCCUCUGACAACAGCAUCAUCAUGUGGGACAUUGGAGGAAGGAAAGGCCGCACGCUCUUGCUCCAGGGACAUCAUGACAGGGUGCAGUCGCUGUGUUACCUUCAGCUCACGAGGCAGCUGGUCUCCUGUUCCUCGGACGGCGGAAUCGCGGUGUGGAACAUGGACGUUAGCAGAGAGGAGGCUCCUCAGUGGUUAGAAAGUGAUUCUUGUCAGAAGUGUGAGCAGCCCUUUUUCUGGAAUAUAAAGCAGAUGUGGGACACGAAGACACUGGGGUUGAGACAGCAUCACUGCAGGAAGUGCGGGCAGGCUGUCUGUGGGAAGUGCAGCAGCAAGCGCUCCAGCUACCCUGUCAUGGGCUUCGAGUUCCAGGUCCGAGUGUGUGAUUCUUGCUACGACUCCAUCAAGGACGAGGAUCGGACUUCUCUAGCAACCUUUCAUGAAGGAAAACAUAACAUCUCCCACAUGUCCAUGGACGUCGCUAGGGGCCUGAUGGUGACCUGCGGGACCGACCGCGUGGUGAAGAUUUGGGACAUGACGCCCGUGGUGGGCUGCAGCCUGGCGACCGGCUUCUCUCCACAUUGAUCUGGGAGCCUGACGGGGUCUGCGCCUUCCCAGCAGCCGCCUUCACCACAUGCGAUGCUUCCCCGUAGCUCCACAGUCGCUGUCAUGUGAAUGGACAGUAGCCACUAAAAAAAAACAAAGCAACAUUUUUAUAAAGAAAAAAACGUCAAGGUGUGUUUCUGGGCGUUUGUGGAGCUACCCGUGGGGACUGACGUCGUGGGUCCCCAAGGAGUGGAAUGAGUCCAACGAGACAUCCUCACGAUUGGUGAGCUGACGCGUUACCGAGACGGUAAUUUAGCACAUGAGACUUUCGGAGGAAAGAUACUGAACAAAAGAGUUAAUGCCUAGGCCUUUCUUCAAGCAGUUCCAAGUACAAACACACUUUCCCACAGACUUGCUGGGCCCACAGCCCCCCCGCUCCGUGCUUCUUUGCUGUCAGAGCAGCGGUGGGGGGCAGACCAGUUCUCUCUCUCGGGGGUGCACUGGGACCCAGGACCAGAGAUCCUGCCCGCCUGCUGGCAGUCUGUGAAUAUUCUGUGCCCAUAGUCAUCGACAAGCUCCUCUUCAGGGUCUGCUCGCUCCAGGUAGUGCCGUCAUCUGCCACACUUAGCCUGUGGCUCACUUCCGUCGUUUGUCCUCCCAGCCAGCGUGCCAGGGAGCGAACCUUCACGGUUGUUACUAAGUGAACUGUGCAGUUUCUGCGCUAAUGACCAAGGCAGUCCACACGCUUCCUUUUACCCCACAUGUGCUCUAUGGUGCUGUUAUCACAGGGCUCAGCCAGCCGCCUGACUUUCUCUCAUUGCAGUUGGUGAUGACUAAUGGAAAACCCAGCCACCAGCACGAUUGUGAUGGGAAAUGAUGAGGCUGUUCCAUGGAACAGCCCAGCCCUCCUGAAAGACACACGGUCUAUUUGCAGUUCCAAGAUGAGCCCCCGUGACAUUGUGGCAAUUUAAUAGACAGCUCAGUUCUUUACUCCAAAGCGUUUUAAACUAGUCUGACUUUUAGUUGUAACUUACUACUAUUUCAUAGAAGGAAAUCGGUAACCCAGAGCAGUCAUUGUUUGCUGGGUCCUGCACAGUAAUUCCUAACUUGUAAAUGUCUUUCAUGACAAUUAGCAAAAUCUGUUGCAUCAAAAUGGCAUUUUAAAAGUUCUUGGCCACUUAGUACUAGAAUGCGGAGCAGGUAGGCAAUGGGGAGCCUGUCUUUUAAUAUUCCGAUGUUUGCUUGUUCGUUUUUAACACCAGUACAUGUAUCUGUUUCUUGGGGGCUGUGGAAGUGAGUGGAGAGAGUUCUACUUUUUUUAAGGACAGAUUUGAAAAUAGAUAUCAACCGUAUUUUUGUUAGUCUUACUAGUGGUUAUUGAAAAACACUGCUUCACUUUGAGGGGGAGUCAUAUCAAGCCAGCAUCAUUCUGUGUGAUAUAACUAAAGAGACUAAAUGGUUUGUAAUAAUAGCUGUUAAUUACAAUGUUUUGAAUAGCAGUUUAAGACAGGCCGUUAAACUAAGAUGUCUUAAUGGCCGAGUGGCACAAAUAAGGAAAGGAAGUCAGGCACAUCAUGCUCGAGAAUCACCUGCAGCAGCAGUUGACUUGCCUCCGGAAGUGAGUCUGAGGGGUUUUGUUGCCCCUUAUAGUCUGUGUUCUGUAACCUGAAGAUGAUGUCUUCUUUCAAACUCUUCCUGUACCCUUUGCAGGAUGCGUGUUACUGACACAGUCCAGAGGAAAAACUGAGUGAUGGUAACUUGAACGGCAGUGUUGAAUGUUAGCUUUGGUUUAGUUAAUGGAUCAGCUCAUACAAAGGUGCUAUCCUGGGGAUUGUAUGAAGUCCUGAAAGGAAAAUAGGAUAUGAUCUAUUCCUUGCCAGGUUGAAGACUGCUGAACUGUGGUUUUGCUCUCCUCUAACUUCUGUAAAAUGUGAUUUUAUGGUGUCUGUGGUAGACUGAGCAAAGUGUGGCAGCUGUGGAGACUAUGCUGUAGCUUUCCAUCUUUUUUGUUUAAAAAAAUUCUUAAUGAAAAACCCAAUGUUUCAUAGAGAACGUAAGACUGACACAGUGCCUCCUGAGGGGUUAAGCUACUAUAAGUCAAGGAAGAAAGGUGUAUAUUUAAAGAAGAUUUAGAUUGGGGUGUCCAGAAAAGGACAGGAGAAUGUUUCAAUAUAUUUUCUCUCCCCCAGGGCCUGUUACCUUUUUUUUUUUUUUUUUUUAAACACACGUGGCAGGCUCAUCUGUCUCUAGCACACACCGGGUAGCAAAUGGGGUAAUAUUUUUUAUAGAGGGGGGGCAAAAAUUAUUUUCACAAUUUUACCAACUAGGCAUGUAAAGUACAGCCAGACUUCCAGUUAUUGCCUUAUUUUCCCUGUGUUACAGCUCACUUAAAACAGUUUUUCAAGGAAAGGUUUACCAGUUUUUCCAUUCCUGAAUACUCAACGCUAGGUUGCGGUUGGGGAUCAUGAAGCACAGAAUGUCAGAGAAGAUCCUUCUGUUUAGAUCUAGUGUGUAUGUGAUCAGGACUUGCCAAUUCCUCAUUUUAAACAUGUUUCAAAAUUGCUCUUUAUUAGUGCAAGGGCUAGGACUACCCUUAUAGUAUUAGAUUAAAACAGAUCAUUCAUUAUAUUGUAAAUCUCUGUUUUGCUGUGUCCUAGUUCUGUCGUACUACCUAGAGAUGUAAACAGAACAUACUGCUCUAGAAAGUGGUGUCUCUUUGUUCUCCCCCUGAAGAAUACAGUUUGUUAAUACCUACGUUUUUAGACUGUUGAAACUGGCCCAAGUAUGGAAGAAAUACCAUAUUGGCUCAGACCCAAGGAGAUGUUUUCUAGAAUCAACUUUCAUUAAUUUACUUCCAACUUCUGUUCCUGGAUCUGGUGUCUCCUAAAACGUAAGAAACCAGACACUACUAAUGACAAAUCAUCUGCUCAUUAUAAAUGUGAGGUUUAACAAAUAAGUAAUACAUGCUAUAUUUUAUUCAAGUGUCUAUUGCUUAAUUGUUAAUUGUGAGCGGAUUAUUGAAUGCCUACUCUAUUUUCUGCAGUUUACUGUACAGUAACUCUUUGAGUAAGUUGAAGUUUAAUUGUGCAACAAAUUUAUAUUAGAAUACAAUUUAAAGUGCUUUUCCUCUAUAGACUUUUUUGACCAGAGAAGCAAAGGGCAGUGUUGAUUAGUACAUUUUGUCUUGUACUAGCCAUGUUUCUGUAAGAUAGGAUGCCCUGCGUAUCCCAGAGAGCUAGAAAACUGUUCUUUGCUCUCAUUUGUGGGUUCCAUUUUUGUGUUUUUUUGAGAACAUGCGUACAAUAAAAUGUUCCUUGCUUGUUACUCUGUUGCCUAAUUUAGCUUUUGUUAUGUUUCCCCUGGACAUUGAACAGCAAUAGUAGCUACCACAGUGAUUAAUGCUCUGCCUGCAUUGUAUGAUUCAGACCUGGCAACACUUCUGCAAGGCAUCAUUUUUUCCUUUUACAAGUGAGAAAACCAAGUAGGUCCUAGAUCCUGUCUGUCUGUCUGUCUGACUUGAAAGCCCAUGCCUUCAUACUGCCUGCCUCAAUGUGCUGGUGUGCAUUGAGUGUUUUAUAUAUAGGAAGUAGGUGUCAUCUGUUUUGAAGUGUGUGAAGCCGUGGAGUGAGAUUGCUCAGGACCUCCAGGCUCCUGAGGGCACUGAACUACAUGGAGGCAGCAUCAUCCCUGUCCUAGGUCCCCACCUCAACAGCUCAGUUUUACAAAGAAACACAGGGUGGUUCUGACCCAGGAGAACCGAUUCCUUGGCUUGACUGAUGAGAGGUUGAUUUAGAGAUCAGGAUGGCAGGUUUUUGAGGAUUUUUUUUUAAGCUAAGCUUUAUUUUCUUUCAUCUUCAAAAUAAUAUGCUUAUUAUAAUAAAAAGAAAAGGAAGGGUUUGGGAUGGAAAUGUAAAAUUGCAUUGUGAUGGUGGCUGUACAACUAUAAAUAUAAUAAAACUCUUUGAGUUAAAAAAAGGAAAAUAAAAAGAUAAUACCAAAAGUAUCUUAAAAGGAUCUUUAAAAACCUGAGUCCACCCGCCCAGAGAAAACACUAUUAAACUUACGCUGUAUUUAUUUCCAGGGUUUUUUGAAUGUACGUGUACAUAUGUAACACACACUUAGUAAUAACGUUUUUAAUGGGGCCCUGCUUCCCCCCCCGCCACCUGAUAGAGUAUGGAUAGUUUGCCCAUGUCAGAAAAUUGUGUACCCUGUUAGCAUUUUCAUUUGCUGCAAAGUUGCAGUGGACACUAGCUCUAUGCUGUCCAAACGUGUACUGGCACUGCCAGUCUCCAACUCUGAGAGGCUGGGCACGUGACUUGCUUUAGCCAGUGAAGUACAGGCGGAAGCAUUUAAUCGCAGGCAGGAGGCUCAACCACCAGUUUCUUCCCUAACAGUCAGGGAGGUACGUGCUGGUAGAGGAUGAGGAUGCCCAGCUGUCCCUUGGAGCCAAACUUGCCCUGGAGCUGCAGUGGAUUUUGCAUGAGGGAAAAAUAAAUCUUUGUUGUUUUAA
This is a messenger RNA of Phacochoerus africanus (Common warthog), 5790 nucleotides long. It is a transcript of the gene WDFY1, whose product is annotated as WD repeat and FYVE domain containing 1. Lineage: Eukaryota; Metazoa; Chordata; Mammalia; Artiodactyla; Suidae. The transcript is spliced from 12 exons. The record is from RefSeq and is a predicted model, not a curated record. The coding region runs from base 87 to 1319 and encodes 410 amino acids. Gene Ontology annotation, molecular function: metal ion binding; protein binding.